UUUUUAUUUAUUAUUUCUCCUCAAUUAGAGCCUAGUUAUUGCCAAUGCAGGCCUGGGUAAUGGGAUGAGUAGACAUCAACUGCACAGGAUAGUAGAAAACUAUGGAAUGGUGGAAGCACUUCUAAUGCCACCGAAUAAACCAUAUUCAUUUGUGAAAUACGAGUCAACAGAAGAAGCCAAGAAAGCCUUUGAUGCCCUGAAUGGAAAAGAAGUAACACUGGAAGACUCUGACCAAAAAAUUGUUUUGUAUUGUAAUUUUGUGGAAAAAGUUUGCUGGAAGAAUUCUAUUCCUACAAGCUUGCCUCCAGACCUCAAAGUCAUUGAAAAUGUUAUUUCUCCAGAGGAAGAAAGGAAGAUGCUGGAAAGCAUUGACUGGAGAGGAGAUGAAAAUACUCAAAAUGGUGGGCAAAAUCAAACCCAGAAGACUUUAAAGCAUAGAAGAGUAAAACAUUUUGGAUAUGAGUUUCGCUAUGAUAACAAUGAUGUUGAUAAAGACAAGCCUUUACCUGGAGGUCUUCCUGAAAUUUGUAUCUCGUUCUUAGAGAAAUGCUUGAAGCAAGGAUAUAUCAAACAUAAGCCUGAUCAACUGACUGUAAAUCAGUAUGAACCUGGACAAGGAAUUCCUCCUCAUAUUGAUACGCAUUCUGCUUUUGAAGAUGAAAUAAUCUCUCUCAGUUUAGGAUCUGAGGUAAACUUAAUAUUUGUAUAUACUUCGCUGUUUUAUUGGGAAGGGGAUAACUUUUUUCCCAUUGUCCAGAUAAUUAAUGGAGGCAUUAAACACCAGGCACAGUAUCACACCUGGGUUACACCACUAGUGAUGUCUCCUACUACCCUCUCUGUUGCUGCCAUCGUCAACGAUACCUUCUUGUAUAAAACACUGUAG
Meleagris gallopavo (turkey) is the source of this 883-nucleotide messenger RNA. NCBI's taxonomy places the organism in Eukaryota, Metazoa, Chordata, Aves, Galliformes, Phasianidae. The record is from RefSeq and is a predicted model, not a curated record.